AUGGCUAGGGCAACGAUCCGUUCAGGGUCGAUUAACCUUCUUAACACAAUCAUAGGAGCGGGCAUCCUUGCCAUGCCAUAUGGACUCAUGUCCAAUGGCUUGAUUUUCGGGUCAGUUCUUAUAGUCUGGAGUUCGCUUACUUCAUCGUUUGGGCUCUAUCUUCAGAACAAAGUAGCUAAGUACACGGGCCAACAGGGAGCUGUAUCCUACUUCAGUCUUUGCCAAUUGACCUAUCCGCAACUUUCUAUUAUAUUCGAUGGUGCUAUUGCUAUUAAAUGCUUCGGUGUGGGUGUUUCAUACUUGGUGGUGAUUGGUGAUUUGAUGCCUAAAAUCGCGGAGAGUUUGGGUUGUGCUGAGGAUUCGUGGUUUAUGGAAAGAAACCUCUGGAUAUCGUUAUUCAUGUUUUUGAUUGUCACGCCCCUCAGUUAUUUGAAGAAAAUGGACUCACUUAAGUACGCCAGUGUUGUGGCUCUCGUUUCUGUGGUCUACCUCAUAUGUUUGGUGAUAAGCCAUUUCUUUUUGGACAAAAACCCAAAUCCAGUCAGUAUUCAUUUGGGCCCCGUUUCUUGGAGACUGACCUUGGCCUCGUUUCCUAUCUUUGUCUUUGCAUACACAUGCCAUCAAAACAUGUUCGCUAUUCUUAAUGAAUUAGAGCCUAGCGAAAAAGAUGGUUCCCAAACACGCCAAUCAAACAUUAUUAUCCGCAAUGCUAUUCUGAUCGCCUGUGGCUCAUACUUGGUGGUUGGAAUUUUGGGUUAUUUGACUUUUGGAGAUGCUGUCAACGCUAAUAUCAUCACCAUGUAUCCAAAAGACUCGAUCCCUUCUCUCAUUGGUCGUUUAUGUAUUGUCAUCAUGGUGUCUCUUUCAUUUCCACUCCAGUGUCACCCAUGCAGAGGCUCUGUCAACCAUGUCAUUCAUUUUCUUCAGCACGGUGUUCUGUCGGAUGCCAAUGCGCGUCGGGGCUCGACUCCGGGAAGCGGCUAUCUUCCAAUUCCUGAUGAUUCUCAUUCUGCUGACGAGUCUUUUAUCAGUACAACACCAAUGGAAGGUGCCCACGACACGGAUGGUCAUGACCCUGUGAUCGUUCCAUUAACGAAGAAGAAAUUCUACAUCAUAACAACAGUCAUUGUGAUUGCCUCCUAUUUAACUGCUAUCUCCGUUAAGUCUUUGGCUCAUGUUUUAGCCUUUGUCGGAUCAACUGGAUCAACUUCCAUCUCUUUCAUUUUGCCAGGUUUGUUUGGCUACAUGUUAAUCAAACCUCUCAAUGGGGCAACUACAUUGACCAAUUUAGAAAAAAUAAGCAAAUACGGUGGUCUUGCUCUAAGUAUAUGGGGUGUUAUCGUCAUGAUCGUUUGUUUGAGUGUGACUAUCUUCCUCCAACCAGCAGGACACUAA
Messenger RNA from Australozyma saopauloensis, 1395 nucleotides. Its product is annotated as aspartate/glutamate transporter. Gene Ontology annotation, cellular component: fungal-type vacuole membrane. Gene Ontology annotation, molecular function: L-amino acid transmembrane transporter activity. The transcript has a single exon. The record is from RefSeq and is a predicted model, not a curated record. The coding region runs from base 1 to 1395 and encodes 464 amino acids. Gene Ontology annotation, biological process: amino acid transmembrane transport. Lineage: Eukaryota; Fungi; Ascomycota; Pichiomycetes; Serinales; Metschnikowiaceae.